Messenger RNA from Nicotiana attenuata, 336 nucleotides. RefSeq lists its product as uncharacterized. Bases 1 to 336 code for a protein of 111 amino acids. The transcript is spliced from 3 exons. Lineage: Eukaryota; Viridiplantae; Streptophyta; Magnoliopsida; Solanales; Solanaceae. The record is from RefSeq and is a predicted model, not a curated record. Gene Ontology annotation, molecular function: zinc ion binding.
AUGGCUCUGCCUAAAGUUAAGCAGAUCUUUGAUGUGGUACCAUCGACUGAAUACUUACAUACAGUUAACGAUGGAGGGAGGCAUUACACCGUCUGCCUGUUAGAGAGAAAAUGCGUUUGUGGGAGGUUCCAAGUUGAUGAAUUACCAUGCCCACAUGCUUGGGCUGUAUUGAAGAGCAAGUUUCUAAUGCCAGAAGAUUAUUGCUCUAACUAUUACAAACCAAAUUCUGUUGUAAUGACAUACGAUGUGCAUGUGUACCCGCUACCGGACAGAAAUGACUGGAAUAUACCACCACAUGUUGCAGAGGAAGUUGUAUUACCACCCAAAUGGAAAUGA